GCACUGUAGUUUUCUUGGAACAAGUAUAAGCAUACAUGGCUCCUGGUGUCUCAAAUGAGAAGAAAACUGAUGAUGGACAGUCUUCAAAAGAGAAUUUUAUCCAUCUCUGCAACCCUCACCUGGAGAAAAUGAAAGAAGACAUCCUGUACCAUUUUGCUCUUGGGACCAGUACCCAUGAUUUCCCAGCAUUGUUUGGAGAUGUAAAGUUUGUAUGUGUUGGAGGAAGUCCUUCACGGAUGAAAGCUUUUAUCACCUACAUAGCUGAAGAACUGGGGCUUGGGAGCCCUGGUUGUGACUAUCCUAACAUCUGUGCGGGAACCGACCGUUAUGCAAUGUACAAAGUGGGACCUGUUUUGUCAGUCAGUCACGGUAUGGGCAUUCCUUCUAUUUCAAUCAUGUUGCACGAGCUGAUCAAACUGUUGUAUCAUGCCAAGUGUUCCAACAUAACCAUUAUUCGCAUUGGCACCUCUGGUGGAAUAGGUCUGGAGCCAGGCUCAGUGGUUAUAACUAGGCAGUCUGUAGAUGCCACCUUCAAACCUCAGUUUGAACAGGUUAUUCUGGGAAAGACUGUAAUUCGUAGUACAAACCUAGAUGAAGAGCUAGCUAAGGAACUGAUGCAGUGCAGUAAAGAAAUCGGUCAAUUCAAUACAGUCAUUGGAAACACUAUGUGCACUUUGGAUUUCUAUGAAGGACAGGGAAGGUUGGAUGGUGCAAUCUGCUUAUAUAAUGAAGAAGAGAAACUGCAAUAUUUGAAGGAAGCUUAUGAUUCUGGUGUCAGAAACAUAGAGAUGGAGUCUUCUGUAUUUGCUGCAAUGUGUAAUCUUAGUGGUGUCAAAGCUGCCGUAGUGUGUGUUACUCUUCUGAAUCGGCUUGAAGGGGAUCAGAUUAGUAGCUCACAUGAUGUACUUGUGGAGUAUCAGCAGAGACCACAGAAGUUAGUGGGAUAUUUCAUUAAAAAAAGUCUUGGGAAAGUAUGAAAUGGUCCAUCUUCGUUUUAUACAAGGCAGCUUCUGCACAGCUGAAGUCACGGUCACAACUUUUGUGUGUUAAAAGAUCUUUUGCCUCAGAAUACCUUACUGCAUUCCGUAUGUCUGUGGAAGUUAAUCAUUUAUGUCACUGUGCUUUGGAAACUGAAUGUGCUGAAUGGACUUCAGUUAAGUUUUGCUUAGUUAUGCGUUGCUGGAUAAAAGACUCACUUUUCUGUGAAUUGGAAAGUGGAUCUGUUGUGAAGGACACGUGCUGUAAUACAUGAAAAAGUUUUAUUUAUCCAUGCUAUAAAAGGAAAACUAAGAUGAAAAUCAGUCUUUAUUGUCAAGUACUUGCAAACCACCACAUUAAAGUUAACAAGAAUGAUAAUCCCUUUCUCGUUAUAAAAAAAUAUAUAAAUUAUAAUUGUCUAUUGCUUCACUUGUAAAGAAAAAGUGAAUACAGUUUAUAUUUUGUAAACUUUGACAAAUAAACAAUACAGUUUUCAUAUAUUAAAAUCUCACAAAAUUGCAAAGUAUGGGACUGAAUUUUCUAAGCAUUAAGGACUUGACACUGAGCUGCUGAAUAACUGUACUUACUAGACACUGAUCCAGCAAGGUCAUUCAUAUCCCAUUUUAACUAUACAAUCAAAUCAAUACCCAGGAAACAUUUAUGCAUUAAGUAAUUUUGCAUUAAAGAACUUGAAAUCUUUUGCUGAAUCAAGGCUUCUGUUUACUGAAGAGGAGCCAAAGGCAUUCAGGAGAUGCACAUCAUGUUCACAGGACUGCAUUAUGGUAGUUAGUCUUUUUUUCCUCUGUUUAUUUUUAAAGUGUUUUUUAUGUCUGUGUUUUCAGGACAUAACACUCACUGUUGCAGUGGUUCCCAGUUCUGAAGAACUGCAGAAUACCUAUUGACUGUACAUGCCAUCAAAACCAUUUCUGCAUUUUUUUUCCACUACCAUGGAUUUUUUUUUCAAUCAUACUUACCACUGCUUUGCUGCUGUGGUUAGAAUAUGAAUAUGUGGUCAGCUAAAGAAAAAUGUGUUUAUCUGGGUUUUUUUUUCUACUGCCGUGGAGGGUCCAGUCCUCCCAGGAGUCACAGGUCAAAAGGCUCUGAAUAAACUCUCAGAACAGCUGUCUCUGAUCCAGCUAGUGAGAUUUUCUUUUCAAGUAUUGUAGUCUGCAACACUGUUAACAAGCGUAAGAGUUAGAUCGAGGAGGGAGUGAUGUAGUAGUAAGCACAUUCACCAAGAAGUGGCAGAAUCCGGAAACAAUGUGAUGAAAACAUUAAAAAAGGAAGGGGUGACGCUUGUGAACAGGAAAUUGCCAGUGAGGAUUAGUCUCCUUAAGUCUGAUGAAUUUUCAACUAGAGAACAGAUAAAAAGAUAGAAACAUUAGAUUUUUUUUUUUUUACAUUUACUAAUUUAGUCUUCCUAUAAAUUUUAAACCACAUUUUCUUAUUUAUGCUCAGGAUAUACAAUUAAUCUAAGUUUUCAGAGAAAGUCUUUUUGUCCAUAAGCUUAAGGGAAGGAGUCAUGAGUGAAAGACUCCACAUUUUGUUUGAACUGUUUCUCCCCUAUUUAAAAAAAAAAAUUUAAAAAAAUAUCUGUGCUUAACUAUGCCUAGUGCUUGCCUGGCCAUUGCACAAAGCCCUGCUAGAUCCCUUGGGAAACAUGCAACAAAGCACAUCCUCUCUCUGCAACCUCCUGUUCCCAGAACAGUAGUAAGGAGAUAAAAAGGAGAUCACUUAAGCAACAUGCUGUACUGUAGGCUGAAGAAAAGCUAUGCCAGAUUGACCAGUAUGGGUUUGGAGGAGAUGGUUUGCUGCUGUAAAAUCUUUAUUAUGAAUUAACCUGAAGAGGAGAAAAAGUACAAAAGUACUUUUAUCAAGAAGACAAAGAAACACCUAAUGUGGCUCUAUGGCGCUUUGGGGAAGCAUAUUAUUGCAGUUGCCCUGAGGUAUGAAUCUGAAAUAGUGUGAUUUGUAUUUUGAAAGGAAGGACAGCAAGAAUCUGGAAACCAGUUAAAAAGAAAAAGUUCUUCAAUUGUUUUGAAGUUGUUUUGAACUGACAACUGAAACUGCAAAGGUUUUGUAUUUAAGUCAUAUAAAGUAGUCACUUCUAUUUUGAUAACUAAUAUGAAAACUCUUAGGUGCUCCAUGCUGAAAUAUAACUAGCGUUGUAGCCUGCCUCAGUUGGAGCUAAGGUUCAAGCAUUCAUGAGUGAUGCAACAACUCUAUUAAAUUGAUACACAAGGCCCUAGCAGAAACCCCUGGAAGACUUCAGCUAUUCACUUUUUUUUGCCAGCAUGUCUCUUAUCCUUCCCACUGUUCCUAGGACAUUGUACGUUUCUUUCUGCUAAAAUAUUUUCCUUUGCUUCCUAACAGAUGAAGUAAAGGGAUAUAU
Molecule: messenger RNA, 3370 nt
Organism: Athene cunicularia (burrowing owl)
Lineage: Eukaryota; Metazoa; Chordata; Aves; Strigiformes; Strigidae
Gene: UPP1
Product: uridine phosphorylase 1
Exons: 8
Coding region: 36-977 (313 amino acids)
Biological process (GO): nucleotide catabolic process; uridine catabolic process
Cellular component (GO): cytosol; cytoplasm
Molecular function (GO): uridine phosphorylase activity
Source: RefSeq, a predicted model, not a curated record